Odocoileus virginianus texanus is the source of this 1182-nucleotide messenger RNA. The record is from RefSeq and is a predicted model, not a curated record. Lineage: Eukaryota; Metazoa; Chordata; Mammalia; Artiodactyla; Cervidae.
CCCAAGCGGAAGGGUGCGAGUGGUGCGGUUUGGUCUUGGAGCUGGACCCGCGGCCGGAAGUCUCCCGAGCUGCGUGCCGAUUCGUGCCUGGCCCCGGCACAGCCUCCGCAGUCGGCCUGGAAGUCAGUUUUGCCAAAAUAAUACAAAGGCGCGUCAGCAGAUCCUGACACUGAAAUUGUCGUUUUAAAUUAGCACCAGCAGAUCGCUUUCCCUGAAAUCCCGUCAGUCAGAGUUCCCGGCCACAGUUUCCUGCUUGUAAUACAAGCUGUCAUUCUGCGCAUGCUCCCUGAGCCUCACCGCGAUCCCUUGAAAUGUCAUCAACAGGAAAGACUCUCGGAACUGUAACGCCAAGAAAACCUGUCUUAUCUGUCAGUGCAAGAAAAAUUAAGGACAAUGCGGCCGACUGGCAUAAUUUAAUCCUGAAAUGGGAAACCCUCAACGAUGGAGGUUUUGCUACUGCAAACAGUAUUGCCAACUUGAAAAUCAGUUUGUUGAGCAGAGACAAGAUAGAAUUAGAGAGCAGCGGCCUGGCUGCCGACGACCCUGCAGAAAAGGAGCACCCGGAAUACAGCAGGGAGCUGGAGGCACUAUGCGAGGAGCUGCAGGCCACCCUGGAAGGCUUGACCAAAAUACAGAUGAAGAUGGAAAAGCUGUCUUCAACCACCAAGGGCGUUUGUGAACUAGAAGAUUACCAUUAUGGGGAUGAGAGAAAACGCCCCCCCCUCUUCCACACGUGGCCCACAGCCCAUUUUUAUGAGGUCUCCCGCAAGCUCGCCGACAUGUACGGCCAGGAGCUCCGCCUGAAGCGCAUGGUGGUGGAGCAGCUGGCACAUGCAACCGACCGUGACCUCGCCCUCAGCUACCUGUCCAUGUGGCUGCACCAGCCUUACCUGGAGGGCAGCUGCAGGCUGCUUCUGGAGAGCAUGCUGCUGGAGACGGGGCACCGCACGCUGUGACCUCCCCCACCCCCCGGCGGACACUUUCGGGGGUCGCUGGGCGGCUCCCCGGGACCACGCCCCCGGCUGCACCCCGCAAUCAGGCCGUGCUUGGUCCUCCCACCCGCGCUCUGCGGCCUCUCCAGCCACACCGACUUCUGCCGCCUGCUGUCCCCUUGCCUGCACCUGCUGUGAAUGUGGCAUCUGUGAAGACUUCUGCAUGAAAUAAAUGAGUGCCUCAACUAAA